UGAAAUCCUUGUAAGAAGGAGAAAAAAGGAGAGAGAGAGAGAGAGAGAGAGAGAGUUUCAAAAAAGUUUGUAGAGAGAGAAGAGAAAAUUAAAACAGAUGAUUACUAUUACUACUUCUACUACUACUACGCUUGUUGGACUUCUGUGGACAUUUUCUGGUCAGUCCCACACCCAACUCUCUCUUUCCGAUCCUAACUUAGAUGUAAAAGCAUAUAGUGGAAGAAAUCAAAGGUGGCCGAAAAGUUAGAAUCCGAGGCAAUCCGGUUGCCGUAUAGUGUUCUUUUAGACAUCAAAAGAUAGUUCUUUUUUGAAGAGCGCUUUGGAAUUAUGCUUAUAGUUACGUUUUGAACCCAAAACGCCAACAGUGUUCUGUAAAAGAUUGGGGAUAAAAAGAAAGAGAGGGAAGGGUUCCUUUUUGGGGUUGGCCUAUUUUAAUAUAUAGUGCUCUUAUAGUCUCUCUCACACAGCAGCAAUAAAAUAAAUAUUUAAGAGGAAAAAAAAAGGAAAAAAAGAAAGACUUUGAAGGCUUUUGGCUUUAGUAUGCGACUUGGAUUCAAUAAAGGGACGGAGCGUCUAAGAAAGAGAGUGAAGUGAAUAAAACAAUGCAGCAGCAUAUCAAGAAGAAGUCUGGUAAUGAAGAUUCCAAGAAGAAGGAGCGCCACAUCGUUACGUGGACUCAAGAGGAGGAUGAUAUACUUCGUGAGCAAAUCAGUAUCCAUGGAACAGAGAAUUGGGCAAUCAUAGCAUCCAAGUUCAAGGACAAAACAACCAGACAGUGCAGAAGAAGAUGGUACACAUAUUUGAAUUCUGACUUCAAGAAAGGAGGAUGGUCACCAGAGGAAGACAUGCUCUUAUGUGAGGCUCAGAAGAUUUUUGGUAACAGAUGGACAGAAAUAGCAAAGGUUGUUUCAGGCAGGACUGACAAUGCUGUGAAAAACCGUUUCUCCACCUUGUGCAAGAAGAGAGCAAAAUACGAAGCCUUAGCAAAAGAAAACACAACUUCGCUUAUUAAUUCCAACAACAAAAGGAUUAUAAUCCAAAAUGGAUUUGGUACAGAUGGUAUUUCAGAAACUACAGGAUCUGCAAAGAAGAUAAGGAGGACUCACAACUCUGACUACACGGAAAAGUGCAACUUGACUGACAGAUUGCAUAAGCCAUGCGGAGGGAUGAUGAAUCAGCAAUUAAGAGCUCCAUUUGCAGUAUUAGUUCAGAAUGUUCACAAUGUAAACAACUUGCCAGCCCAACAUCAUGUCAAUGACACCAAGGAUGUUUCUACUGAUGGAGUACAGAGUAACAAGGAUCAAGGAUCAUUUCUCAAAAAGGAUGAUCCGAAGAUUAAUGCUUUGAUACAACAAGCAGAAUUGCUCAGCUCACUGGCACUGAAAGUUAACUCAGAAAACACAGAUCAGAGUCUGGAAAAUGCUUGGAAGGUUCUCCAGGAUUUCCUCAACAAUAGCAAAGAAAGUGACGCUUGCAAAUAUAGAAUCAGUGAUUUUGAUUUUGAGCUUGAAGACUUCAAGGAUUUGUUGGAAGACUUAAGGAGUAGUAACGAAGAAAGUCGACCAUCUUGGAGGCAGCCAGAUCUAUAUGAUGAGUCUCCAGGAAGCUCUGAAUACAGCACAGGAUCAACACUUGUGUCUCAUACAGCGGUUGAUAGAGCAGAACAAAUGCAAGCUGAAAUUGGUGCAGCACACCAGGAUGUCGGACAAACAUUUCAUAUUGGAGACAAAAAUGGUCUUGGUGAAUGUGACAAAGGGAUACUUUCUGGUGGAACUGGUAGUCAAGCAGAGAUAUUCCCUUCCUGCGAUGAAGGAUCAAACACGGACCAAGUGAUUUCUGCAUUGUCAAGUACUGAGUUCAGUUCUCCAAUUCAAGUUACACCACUGUUCAGAUCCUUGGCAGCAGGAAUCCCCAGCCCAAAAUUUUCUGAAAGUGAGAGGAACUUCUUGCUUAAAACACUUGGAAUGGAGUCCCCAAGCCCAAUCACCAAUCCUUCACAGCCACCAUCCUGCAAAAGAGCCCUGCUCCAUAGUCUCUAACCAACCUUCCUGAUUUACCUCACAUACAACAGUUCUACUUUCCUUCUUGUUUGAAUUCCUUCUCUCAGGAAUUGCAGCAAUUUCGGCCCAAAAUUUUACAGAGGCAUGUUUAGAUCUGCAUUCCAAAACAUCAAGAUCUAGAAUGCUAUGGCGCAUUCUAGCGACUUAGGACACAUCUAACAAGGUGUUACUGUGUUCUUUCUUACCCUAAAGAGUUUACUACUACCCCAGACUCCAGAGUAACUACUUGGUACUCACAUUUAAAGUUUGUGUGCUCGGUGUGUCAUUCUUUUUUUUUGUCUUCUCGUGCAAUAUGGUUCCUGGUGUUCCAUUUUUUUGACCUUGAUUUGUCAGUUGUACAGAACCUGCUGUGUAUUCCAUAGUUAUGCAGAGUGUAAGUAUACAUCGGCAUCUCGCCUAUAUCCCAGCUAGAUUAUAUGAUGAAAAUAAACAGAAAAAGGAGAGCAAAAAAAAAAAAAAAAAAAAAAAGUAAAAAUGAUAACCUGUUGAAACAUAUCCUUAUUUUAUUUUUUUGUUUUUGGGUGUGCAAAAGGUAUAGAAUAAGAUUUUUUCUUUCUUUUCUUCUUGAUUUUUCUUGCUGAUUCCUGAUGUAAUGGUACAUAAUAUGAUUGGAGUGAAAAUGUGUUUUGGUUUUGGUGUGCA
Molecule: messenger RNA, 2702 nt
Organism: Ziziphus jujuba (common jujube)
Lineage: Eukaryota; Viridiplantae; Streptophyta; Magnoliopsida; Rosales; Rhamnaceae
Product: transcription factor MYB124
Exons: 13
Coding region: 603-2039 (478 amino acids)
Biological process (GO): regulation of DNA-templated transcription
Cellular component (GO): nucleus
Molecular function (GO): DNA-binding transcription factor activity, RNA polymerase II-specific; RNA polymerase II cis-regulatory region sequence-specific DNA binding
Source: RefSeq, a predicted model, not a curated record